Molecule: messenger RNA, 261 nt
Organism: Guillardia theta CCMP2712
Lineage: Eukaryota; Cryptophyceae; Pyrenomonadales; Geminigeraceae
Exons: 3
Coding region: 1-261 (86 amino acids)
Source: RefSeq, a predicted model, not a curated record
AUGUUCCAGUUGAUCCAAUCCUUCCAUCACCUGAGACAAUCACUGGAGGCUACUUAUGUGCAUCCUGCUGAUGAGGGUUACAUCGGAGCAGAGGAGAAUUGGGAGUAUGUGAACAAGUACGUUCAACCUUGCUAUGCUCCCACCUGGUCGGAGGCUACCACUGAACCGUGCUCUUGGACGCCGGUCAUCCCUACAAGUGCAUCUGACUUCCACUGGGCUGGCUACAGGUCCAGCACUCAGACUGGGCCGAUGAUGAACUGA